Molecule: messenger RNA, 11822 nt
Organism: Oryctolagus cuniculus (rabbit)
Lineage: Eukaryota; Metazoa; Chordata; Mammalia; Lagomorpha; Leporidae
Source: RefSeq, a predicted model, not a curated record
GUUUAACGGAUUGACUUGGCGCCAUCUCUUUGAGCUGAGGUGGAGAAACGCCAAGCCUUUCUGUUGGGAUGUGGAAGCGAGAGGUUUUUUUCUUCUCCAGGGCUUGCCGUAAGUUUCCCAUGCUGGGAAAGGUCACCACAAGUCUUGGCCCUGAAGAUGGCUUUACCUCCCCAUUUAAGAAGGGCGAUUGUCUCUUCAUCUCCAUGUCUGGAAAGUCAAAUGGGAUAAAAUCGCAGUCCAGUUUGAUGUUCUUCCAAAACACAAACCUCAGAACAGUGAAUGUUCCCUACAGUGAUCAUCAGAAGGAAACCAUGAAAGUUCACUGUUCCCUGAGGUGGCUCCUAUUUCCAGUGAUAUCAAGGCCACGGAUGUCCUGCUUCUAAAGUUCAAAUGACAGUUAUGGGCCUGCAGGGAGAUGAGCUGAUGCCAUCCCUUCCAUAUAACCACAUCUUGGGUAUUCAUCCCAUAAUGGAUUCACAUCAGAGGCCUAGCUGGGUAUAUAAAAUGCUUCCUGUGUGCUCUUAAAGUGAACAAAAUUUCCACUUAUGUUAUCAUUAAAAAAUUUGUAUUUUUUCCAAGCUGGUAUUGGAAUCUUAGCCAAUGCCUUCCUCUUUCUCUUCCAUAUCUUCACAAUUCACCAGAAUCAUAGGCCUAAGCCCAAUGAUGUAACCACCUGCCACUUGGCUUUUGUCCACAUAGUGAUGCUACUGACUACACUGGAUAUUUUAUCCACAAACAUGUUCAAGUCACUGAAUUUUCCCAAUGACUUAAAAUGUAAGGCUUUGUUCUAUUUGGUAAGGGUGAUGAGGGGUCUCUCCAUCUGUACCACCUGCCUCCUGAGCAUCAUCCAGGUCAUCACCAUCAGCCCCAGCACCUUCUACCUAUCAAGAUUUAAACAGAAACUCACCAAGUACAUUUUCCAUGCUUUCCUCUGUGUUUGGUCCCUCAACUUAUCUUCUAAUAGCAACAUGAUCAUCUACACUGUAGCUCAUUCCAACAUGACCAAUCUACUCAGUAUCAGUAAGUACUGCUCACUUUCUUCAAUGAAUCCCAUAAUCUUGAAAAUAUUCUUCACACUUGCAUUGUCCCAGAACAUCUUCUUUGUAGGACUAAUGCUGCUCUCCAGUGUAUACAUGGUGAUUUUCUUAUCUAGCCAUCAGAGGAAGUCUGCAUACCUUCACAGCAUGAGCAUUUUCCCAAGAACUUCUCCAGCAAAAAGGGCCACCCAGACUGUUCUGUUGCUGGUGAGUUUCUUUGUUAUCGUGUACUGUUUGGAUAUCAUCAUCUCAUCUUCCUCAGCCAUUUUGGGGAAAUAUAAUCCAGUUGUCCUGGAUGUCCAGAGACUUGUGGGAAAUAUCUAUGCCACUGUCAGUCCUUUGGUGUUUAUUAGUUCUGAUAAAAGAAUAACUGGAAUUCUGUAAGACAUGAUAUGACAUCGAUUUUAACAAAUCAACAAAUUUUAACAAAUUUUAAAACAUAAAUUCCAACAUCUGUUAAACAUCUUAAAAAUCCAAGAGCUUAAACAUAAUUUUAGUAAGUAGAGUUGUACUUGCAUUUUUAAAUUGUAUCUAAAUCCUUUUUUUUUUUUAAUUUGACACUGCUAAAGUUCAAAGUCACUGCUUACUUCAAUGGUCUCCAUGUAUUGAAGUUUCUUUCUCUUACACUUUCCUAACAUAAUUCAGGAAAAUAUUUUUCAAUUUCUUUUUGGAGUUUGAACCUAAUGAAGCUCCUUUGGUACCUGAUCCUGAAGCCAUUUUAUUUAAAAAUUCAACAAAUGAUAUCCUUAUUACAGAAAGGGAUCUAAAUUUACUUUUAUUUAUUGAAGGCAUAUUAGCAAAGCAUCACAUUUACCUGUAAUGACUGCUUCUCUAUGAUCUGUUAAUAUUUAUUUCUGUUUGGACAUUAUAUAAACUGGGAAUUUUGCUCUUGUCUUUGUAGAUUAUCAUCCUCCUUUGCUCACUUGUGUAAGUCUUUUCUUCCUCUUUGAAGUUACAAAGUACAGAUAUUACUGAAGUUUUUAUUAAACUUUCAGUUUUUGACACAAUAAAAUCCUGAAUUCAUGGAUGUGUGUUUUAGGUUAAUUUAGGAAAUUGACACGAUUAAAAUAACUAUAAUAUUGUCUUUUGUUUCUUUGUAGAGUUCAGAGAAACAAUAGAAUAUUUCCUUCUCAUUCUAACCUUGUAUAUGUGGAAUUAUAUUCUGCUAUUGAUUUUCUCUCUUUGCUGUGCUUGGCAGCUCUAAUUGUGCUCAAUGUGACAGUUCAGUAGCCUUUUCCUCCACUCAAUCUAUUGUUUAACAUGUUAAACUAUACCAAGUAGGUUUAUUAUAUUUACAGUUAUUUAUUUGCUGCUUCCAAAUAUGCAUUUAUUUUUUAUUUUUUUUUAUUUUUUGACAGGCAGAGUGGACAGUGAGAGAGAGACAGAGAGAGAGAAAGGUCUUCCUUUUGCCGUUGGUUCACCCUCCAAUGGCCGCCACGGCCGGCGCGCUGCGGCCGGCGCACCACGCUGAUCCGAUGGCAGAAGCCAGGAGCCAGGUGCUUUUCCUGGUUUCCCAUGGGGUGCAGGGCCCAAGCACUUGGGCCAUCUUCCACUGCACUCCCAGGCCACAGCAGAGAGCUGGCCUGGAAGAGGGGCAACCGGGACAGAAUCCGGCGCCCCAACCGGGACUAGAACCUGGUGUGCUGGCGCCGCUAGACGGAGGAUUAGCCUAGUGAGCCGUGGCGCCGGCCCCAAAUAUGCAUUUGAUACAUAAAUAUCCUUGUUAUCAUCAUGUUUUUUGUGAUUCCCCCAGCUCCAUUGUAUUGACUUAUAUUUUAAAAAUACAAUCCCAAUGUUGAAUCUUUUUUUUUUUUUUUAUUUUUGACAGGCAGAGUGGAUAGUGAGAGAGAGAGAGAGAGAAAGGUCUUCCUUUUGCCAUUGGUUCACCCUCCAAUGGCCGCCACAGCUGGCGCACUGCGACCGGCGCACCGUGCUGAUCUGAAGGCAGGAGCCAGGUACUUCUCCUGGUCUCCCAUGGGGUGCAGGGCCCAAACACUUGGGCCAUCCUCCACUACACUCCCUGGCCACAGCAGAGAGCUGGCCUGGAAGAGGGGCAACCAGGAAAGAAUCCAGCACCCCGACCGGGACUAGAACUUGGUGUGCCGGCGCCACUAGGUGGAGGAUUAGCCUAUUGAGCCGCGGCGCUGGCCCCAAUGUUGAAUCUUAUCUGAUGCUGAAUAUGAUUGUGGUCGGUUACUUCUUGUGAGAAAAAUAAUAGAAAGACUGAUUCUCAUAUAUGUGAGAUAUAACCAUGGAAUAUUUUCAGUUAGUUAUUUCUAAUUCCUUUUCCUCCCUCCAGUCUGAACAACCCAAAUAAGAUUUUUCAUCUUUUGAUAAAUUUUAUAUGAAUGGAGAACUUGUUUCUUAGUGUGGUUUCUUCCCUGGAUCAUUUUCUUGGUUUACUUUUGUGGUUUGAGAGUCCUAAAAUUUUAGUGAACCUAAGAGCAUUUAAGAAUUUUAACUUUCUAUAGUAUAAGUUGCUAGACUAUAUAACAUUUUCCCUUAAAAGUACAAUUUUCAACAAUGUACAAAAUAACAUUUCACAUAUAUUUUCUCUAGUAGACAGCCAUAGUUCAUGAGAAAUCUUUUAUUCUUUUCAUGUGGAACACAAUACUCUUCCUCAGUGCACGACAGACUAAUAAUUUGUUAAAUAUGAUAAUUUUAAUAUUUUAAAACUAAUUUCAUAUUUUCCACAAGCUUAUGAAACAUUAUACUUCCUUAGCUACAAUACUAAAUAUAUACCAGUUUAGAAUUAUGGUUUUGUAUAACAUUAAGCUAAUAUCUGUAGGAUUAUUUAUCUGAAUUCAAGAUGUUGUCUUCAAUCAUCACUUUUCCUUAUUAGCACUCCUAUGAAUCUAAAAAACAACCUUCCGGAAUUUCUUAUUUAAAUUGUGAGUUAAUUUAAUGAACUUAAUGAAAUCUAUCUAUAGGUACAUAACACUUGUUGUGGUUACACUUAACUUGAUGAUUUCUAUUGUCAUUACAGUGCAUGGAAAAUCUGAUCUGCUGGAUUUCUGCUAUGAUGAUGUAAUGACAAAUUUUAUACCUUGUAUAUAUUUUAUUUAAAUACUUAUAUCUGGCUUAUAAAAUGGAAGUUUAUCCUUUGUUUCCUGAUUAAAAUAUUUUUCAUUUAUUUCUAUACUCAGUCAAACUAUUGAAUGAAUUACUUAGCAGUAUUUAUGUUCAUGUACUUCAUUCUUUUCUAUUAAAUAUUUAUUGAUUUUUAACAAGUAAUAAAGUGGCUGAUUUCUGCGUUGAUUUUUCUCAUGAUAUAAUUGAAAAUGCAUCAAUUUUUAUCUUUUUAAAUGAAUCUUUAAGUUCAUAAUUUGGAGCUUUUAACUAUUCAGUUCAUAAAUAUAAUUGCUUAUAAAUUAUCAACAUUGUAUGUUCUGAGUAUUAAACCCUCUGCUUCACUAAAUUAUUUUUGUUCAUACCAUCUGUAUUGAUUCUUAUUAAAGAUGUAUAUUUUCUGUCUUAAUUAAAUAUCAAAAAAGCAGUCAUGGAUUUAAUCUGUUCCAUAAAUGUCAGAGUUGAAAGGCAGCAUCACUAAUCUUCUUCAGAUUCAGCAAGCUAUCUGUGUCACACAACAAAUAUGAGCAGUACUACAAUUCUAGUCAUCUUGCAUUUAGAUCCUAUAAAGGAGGAAACUGAGUCAUUUAUUCAUUGAGCUAAAGGUUUCUUCUGUAUUAGAAUUCUAAUUAUCUUUCAUUCCAAGUUGUGAACUCUACAUAGGCUUUUGAUUCCUUGUUUAUGAUUUUAUGUUUUAAAAAUCUUUAUAUUAACUAAUUUAUUUUUCAUUUGGAUUAAUAGAUAACAGUUGUACAGUUUUGUGGGACACAGUAUAAUGUAGGUACUCAGCUUUUUUAUUUUUUAAUCUUCUUUCUGUGUUUGGAGCCUACUGGAAUCUCUCGUUCUAACACAGCCAUGCCAUUGGUGGUUUUAUAUGCAAUGACAUAUAGAAGAGAUACCUGCAGUGCCACAUUCACCACAGCAUUAUUUUUGUUCACAUUCCUAUUUGUGCAUACAUCUUUCUCCUGCUUUCCUUAAUGCUUUGUCCAUGGUUUCUUUAACCCACUGGGCAUUUGUAGGACAUUUAACUAAAUGUUUUGAAAAGUAAUUACAACUUAUUGGCCUUUUGAAAGAUUUAUUUUACAUAUUUGAAAGGCAGAGUUGUAGAUAAAGGGAGAGAGACAAAGAAGUCUUCAAUCUGCUGGUUCACUCCCAAAAGGCCACAACAUCCAGGGCCUGGACAGGCCAAAGCCAGAAACUAGAAGCUUCAUCCUUGUCUCCCAUAAGGGUGCAGGGACCUAAGCACCUGCACCAUCCUCUGCUGCUUUCCCAGGUGCAUUAACAGGAAGCAGGAUCAGAAGUGGAACAGCUGGGACUAAGUAACACACAGGGGAUGCCAGCAUUGAAGGUGGCAGCUUUAUCUGGUAUGCCACAACACCAGCCCUAAUUUAUUGACUUUCAAGACCACUUAUGUAUUUUUAUCUGAAUCAUAUUUUACUUUAAAAAUUGUUUUAAACACCAGUGUUAUGGUGUAAUGUGGUGCCAGCAUCCCGUCUGAGCAUCGGUUUGAGACCCAGCUGCUCUGCUUCCAAUCCAGCUCCUUGCUAAUACACUUGGAAAUGCAGCAGAACAUGAUACAAGUUCUUGGACCCCUGCACAGAUAUGGGAGACCCAUGUGAAGCUCCUGCCUCUGGACUUCAGUCUGGGCCACCCCUGGCCAUUGCAGCAAUUUGUUGAGUGAAGAUCUCUUGGGGCUGGUGCUGUGGUGCAAUAGAUUAAUCCACUGCCUGCAGUGCCAGCAUCCCAUAUGGGCACUGGUUCUAGUCUUGGCUACUCCUCUUCUGAUCAGCUCUCUGCUAUGGCCUGGGAAAGCAGUGGAAGAUGGCACAAGCACUUAGGCUCCCACCUGCAUGGGAGACCCAGAAGCUCCUUGCACCUGGCUUCAGAUUCACUCAGCUCCAGCUGCUGCGCCAUUUGGGGAGUGAACCAGCUGAUAGAAGAUCAUUCUCUUUGUCUCUCCCUCUCACUGUCUGUAACUCUACCACUCAAAUAAAUAAAUGAGAGUUUUAAAAUGGUAUCUCUCUGUCUCUAUCUCUCUCUUUAUAUAUAUGAAUAUAUAUGUAUGUUUGUAUAUGUGUGUGUGUGUGUGUGUGUGUGUGUUAGAGGUUUUGAGGAGGCUACGGCCAUCCAUUCCUACAGUGAGCCUACCAAAAUAUUUUACAAAAUACACCCUACUUGCUGUGUGUUGGUCAUGCAAUAGGUGCCUACAUCAAGAAAUUGGAAAGGCACCAAAUAGAUGAGCUUUCAGUGCAUCUCAAGGAUCUAGAAUAACUGCAGCAAACCAGACCCAAAUCUAGUAGAAGAGAAAUAAUUAAAAUCAGAGAAGAAAUCAAUAGAAUUGAAUCAAGAAAAACAUUCCAAAAAAUCAGCCAAACGAGGAGCUGGUUUUUUGAAAAAAUAAACAAAAUUCACACCCCAUUGGCCCAACUAACUAAAAAAAGAAAAGACCCAAAUCAAUAAAAUCAGAGAUGAAAAAGGAAAUGUAACAACAGACACCACAGAAAUAAAAAGAAUCAUCAGAAAUUACUACAAGGACUUGUAUGCCAGCAAACAGGGAAACCUAUCAGAAAUGGAUAGAUUCCUGGACACAUGCAACCUACCUAAAUUGAACCAGGAAGACAUAGAAAACCUAAACAGACCCAUAACUGAGUCAGAAAUUGAAACAGUACUAAAGGUCCCACUGUUCAUUCAGAAGCAUGUUGUUUGGUCUGUAUGUGUUUGCAUAUGUUCCAGGGAUUCCUGAGUUGCUAAUUUCCAGCUUCAUUUCAUUGUGGUCUGAGAAGAUUCAUGGUAUGAUUUUGAUUGUUUUGAAUCUGCUGAGAUUUGCUUUAUGGCCUAGUAUGUGGUCAAUAUUAGAGUAGGUUCCAUGUACUGCUAAGAAGAUUGUGUAUUUUUUAAGUGUAGGAUGAAAAGUUCUGUAGAUAUCUGUUAGAUCCAUUUGGUUUAUAGCAUCGAUUAAAUCUGCUGUUUCCCUGUUGAUCUUCUGUCUGGUUGAUCUGUCUAUUGCUGAAAGUGGAGUAUUGAAGUCCCCCAAUACUGUUGUAUUGGAGUCUAAGUCUCUGUUUAAGUCCUUUAAUAUAUAGUUUAAAUAGUAUGGUGCCCUGUAAUUAGGUGCAUACACAUUUAUAAUAGUUAUAUCUUCUUGUUGAAUUGAUCCCUUAAUCAUUAUAUAGGACCCCCUUUGUCCCUUUUAGCAGUUUUUGUGUUAAAGUAUAUUUUGUCUGAUAUUAAGAUGGCUAUGCCAUCUCUUUUUUGGUCUCUGUUUGCACGGAAUAUCUUUUUCCAUCCUUUCACUUUCUGGAUUUCAGUAGUUCAUGUGUUUGUUUUUGAUUACUUCUAAGUAUUCUUAUCAUCAAUUUUUUUCAGUUCCAUUUAUUUAAGGGCUGCCUGAGCCAGAUUGCCCUGCAAUGUCUCUCACCAGGUAGCCAGGGCCACCUGAGCUUGUGGCGUAAAAUCUCGGCAUCACUGUGAGUUCUCCUACACACCUCAUUUUUUCCACAGUUCCAGUUCAGAAGCUCCACACAGUUACUAGGUCUUAGUCUCUUGUUAUUACUCCCCACCUGAGUGAGGUUUCUCUGCUCGGCUGAUUGCUGGGUGCAGCCCCGAGCUGGUGCAGCUGUUAUGUAGGUACAAAAUGGCACCUGCUCUAUCAGCUCAUAUGCCUUUGUAAGUUGAUGGGAGAGACAGACUCAUGUGUGUACUAUCCCUUUUAUUUUUUCUCAACUCUAGUUAGGCUGGUGUACAUUCCCCCAAGGGGCUUCCUGCCACUUUUCCACCAGUGUCUCAGGCUACUGUCUUUCUUCUCACCUCAUUUUCCUGUGCUGGUGUGGAGGAUCUUGGCUGCUGGAGUUCUGAGCCGUCCUUAGGUUCACUGUGUCCCUCUAAUUAUAGAAGAGUUUCCUCUGCCAAUUUUUUCCCUAACUCUUCCCUGAGACUACACUAUCUCCACUUUUAUUAAACUAUCUUCUUCUGGACUAGAUCAGUUAGCUCCCUCUGUGUUCUACCCUCUUGGAACUGACUGUUUUUUUUUUAAUACUUAUUUUAUUUAUUUGAAAGUCAGAGUUACACACAGAGAGAAGGAGAGGCAGAUAGAAAGAAGUUUUCCAUCCACUGGUUCACUCCCCAAUUAGCCAUAAUGGCUGAGGCUGCGCCUAUCCAAAGCCAAGAGCCAGGAGCUUCUUCUGCAUCUCCCAUGCUGGUGCAAGGGCCCAAUCAUUUGGGCCAUCUUCUACUGCUUUCCCAGGCCAUAGCAGAAAGCUGGAUAAGAAGUGGAGUGGCUGGGUCUUGAAAUGGUACCCAUAUGGGAUACUGGCCCUGCAGAUUUUACCAGUUAUGCCAUAGCGCUGGGCCCUGUUGUUCUUAAAACUACUAUGUUAUUAGACUCUACAGCUGUGGGGCCAGCACUGUGGUGCAGCAGGUUAAAUACCUGGCCCGAAGCAUUGGCAUCCCAUAGGGGUGCCGGUUGUAGUUCGGCUGCUCCUCUUCCAAUCCAGCUGUUUGCUAUGGCCUGAGAAAGCAGUGGAAAAUGGCCCAAGUCCUUGGGCCCCUGCACCCACGUGGGAGACCUGGAAGAAGCUCCUGGCUCCUGGCUUCUGAUCAGCCCAGCUAUGGCCAUUGCAGCCAUCUGGGGAGUGAACCAGUGGAUGGAAGACAUCUCUCUCUCUCUCUGUCUCUACCUCUUUCAGUAACUAUGUCUUUCAAAUAAAUAAAAUAAAUCUUUAAAAAUAAUCUAUAGCUGUGUAUAAUGCUGAACAAUUGAAAUAGUUUUAAUUACAAUUUAUACGACUGGGUAUGGCAGCUUGAAGUAAAGUAGGUGGCAUGCAUAUAUUCUUUGAUUCUUGGAAAAGAAUAUAUUUAUGUACAACAGCAUAUAUGUUAGUCAUUUCAAAGUGAAUUAUGAUGUUUACACAGAUGUAAAGAACUCAAUAAAUGCUACUAAUUCAGGAGACACAGAUAUGGAGGGAUUUUAGAACAUUUCAAUAUAGCAAUGAUUUUUAUGAAAAACUGAUACAUUUCAACAUAACAUCAAAAUAUUUUAUUCAGUAUAAAAUCAGCAUUGAGAAAAAUGAGACUAUGUUGGUGAACAUAGAAAUUUGAGUUUAACCUUCUUGUUAAUUUGCAUUUAAGGCUUAUUGCUUAGUUCAUUUAAUUUUAAUAAUAAUACUUUGUACUUACUUUUAUCAAAAAUAUUUUGUUAUUUUUGAUAAUGUUCUAACAAUGAUAUAUGGGUUAUAAAAUCUUAAUAUAGUUAUAUAAAUGAUAAUCUUUAUGAUGAUCUUGAAUUAAACUAAUUUCAAAAUGUGAUUUUAAAAUGUUCUUUUUUGAGAUAAAUCCCCAGCAGAUUCUUUUUGAAAAAUAUCUAUCCUAUUUAUUUGAAAAUCAGUGAAAUGGAAAGAGAGACAGAAAGACAGAGAUCGAGAGAGAGAUGGAAGAGAGAGAGAGAUGAAAAAGAGAGAAUCUCACACUCCAAAUGGCUGCAACAACUAGGGCUUAAUGUGGCUGAAGCCAGGAGCUAGGAACUCAUUCUGGACUUUCAUACAUGUGCCAUCAUGUGCCUUUGCAGAUGCAUUAGCAGGAAGCAUCAUCAGAAGUGAAAUAGCCUGCACUGAAAUUGUCACUAUGAUAUGGGAUGCUGGUACAGCAAGCAGUGGCUUAACCACCUGCACCACAAUGACAGCUGCACUAACAUUUAGUUUUUUAAAUAUGUUUUCUAUAUUUGAAAAGCAGAUGUGCAUGGCUCCAGCUGUUGCGGCCAUCUGGGGAAUGAACCAGGGGAUGGCAGACCUCUCUCUUUCUGCCUCUCCUUCUGUCUCUGACUCUGACUUUUAAAUAGGUAUGUCUUUGAAAAAGAAAACAAAAGAAAAGCAGGCAUAUGGGGUGGAAGGAGAAGGAGGGAUUGAGAGUGAUCUUCAACCAACUGUUUCACUCCCCAAAUGGCUGCAACAGCUGGAGCUGGGCCAGGCUGAGGCCAGGAGUCAGAAACUUGAUGAUUUUUAUCACCCAUGGGGUAGCAGGGGCCCAUGCACUUGUGUCAUCUUCCACUACUUUUCCAGGCAUUUUAGUGGGGGCUUGAAUGGAAAUGGAACAGCUGGGACUUGCAGAUGGUGGCUCACACUGGCUUCAUUUUCUUUUCAGAUUUAUGUAUUUGAAAAGCAAGGUGAUUCUUAAUUUCCAGGGUUCAAUUUAGGCACAUUCUCUGCAGUUUGGGGCAAGCGGUGUGGCUCAGCAGGUUAAGCCACUGCAUGUGAUGCUGGCAUCUCAUCUCAGCAACAGUCUGAGGCCAAUGGAUCCAUUUCUGAUCCAUCUCCCUGCAAAUGUAGCUAAGAAAAUGGUGAGUGCUUGGUCCCUACCACCCACAUGAGAGAUGUAGACAGGAGUGCCAUGUUCUUGGCUUGGGUCUGGCUGAGACCAAACCAAUGUGCACAUUGGCAAGUGGACCAGUGGAUGGAGGAUAUCUUUCUCUUUCCCUUUCUCUUGACAGCUCUACCUUUCAAAUAAAUCUUUUUUGAAAAAGUAUUCAUUAUUUUCUAAAAACACUUUUUUUUUGACAGGCAGAGUGGACAUUGAGAGAGAGAGAGACAGAGAGAAAGAAGGUCUUCCUUUGCCGUUGGUUCACCCUCCAAUGGCCGCCGCGGUAGGCGCACUGUGGCCGGCGCACCACGCUGAUCCGAUGGCAGGAGCCAGGUACUUAUCCUGGUCUCCCAUGGAGUGCAGGGCCCAAGCACUUGGGCCAUCCUCCACUGCACUCCCUGGCCACAGCAGAGAGCUGGCCUGGAAGAGGGGCAACCGGGAAAGAAUCCGGCGCCCCAACCGGGACUAGAACCCGGUGUGCUGGCACCGCAAGGUGGAGGAUUAGCCUAGUGAGCUGCGGCGCUGGCCCUAAAAACACUUUUAAAUGCAAAUUUAUACCAUAAGAUAUUAGAAAAUACCAUUUUUUAACUUUUAUUUAAUGAAUAUAAAUUUCCAAAGUACAGCUUAUGGAUUACAAUGGCUUCCCCCCCAAAACGUCCCUCCCACCCGCAACCCUCCCCUUUCCCACUCCCUCUCCCCUUCCAUUCACAUCAAGAUUCAUUUUCGAUUCUCUUUAUAUACAGAAGAUCAGUUUAGCAUACAUUAAGUAGAUUUCAACAGUUUACUCCCACACAGAAACAUAAAGUGAAAAAUACUGUUUGAGUACUAGUUAUAGCAUUAAAUCUCAAUGUACAGCACACUAAGGACAAAGAUCCUACAUGAAGAGUAAGUGCACAGUGACUCCUGUUGUUGACUUAACAAAUUGACACUCUUGUUUAUGGCGUCUGUAAUCACCCUAGGCUCUUGUCAUGAGCUGCCAAGGCUGUGGAAGCUCCCUGAGUUCACGACUCUGAUCAUAUUUAGACAAGGCCAUGGUCAAAGUGGAAGUUCUCUCCUCCCUUCAGAGAAAGGUACCUCCUUCUUUGAUGACCCGUUCUUUCCACUGGGAUCUCACUCACAGAGAUCUUUCAUUUAGGUUUUUUUCUUUUUCCCCCAGAGUGUCUUGGCUUUCCAUGCCUGAAAUACUCUCAUGGGCUUUUCAGCCGGAUCCGCAUGCCUUAAGGGCUGAUUCUGAGGCCAGAGUGCUGUUUAGGACAUCUGCCAUUCUAUGGGUCUGCUGUGUAUCUCACUUCCCAUGUUGGAUCAUUCUCUCCCUUUUUUAUUCUAUCAGCUAGUAUUUGCAGACACUAUUCUUGUUUAUGUGUU